AUUUGUUUCCUUGGGUCAGAAGCCUGGACAACAGAGCUCAACCUCCCCCAACUCCUACGUUCAAAGUCGGGACACUCUCCUACCACCUGUAGAGAAGAGGGAGGGGGUUUAAGAUCAAGCCCAGGUACCUGAGGUUCCUAGACAGCGCCGGACUUCGGACCCUGUGUCCUGCUACUCCAGCUGGGGCUCCUCCAGAUGUCAUGGAGCUGGGUCUGUCUCCGCUUCAUCUCAGCAGCUCCCCAGAAGACCUGUACCUGGCCUCUGGGACCCCUCCUGAGACUCCCCCGCCUCUCGAUGCCCCUCUGUCUGGGGAGGUGAAGAGGUCCCAGCCUCUGCCCAUUCCAACCGGCAGGAAACUUCUUCGAGAGGAGGAGCUGCAGUCAACCUCUCUGCCCUCCAUCCCCAACCCCUUCCCCGAGCUCUGCAGUCCUUCUUCACAGAGCCCCAUUCUUGGGGGGUCCUCCAGUGCAAGGGGGUUGCUCCCUCGAGACACGAGCUGCCCCCAUGUCAUAAAGGUGUACAGUGAAGACGGGACCUGCCGCUCGGUGGAGGUGGCGGCGGGCGCCACGGCUCGCUACGUGUGCGAGAUGCUGGUGCACCGAUCUCACUCCCUGAGUGAUGAGAACUGGGGGCUGGUGGAGUGCCACCCCUACCUAGCACUGGAGCGGGCCUUGGAGGACCAUGAGUCAGUGGCAGAAGUGCAGGCUGCCUGGCCCAUUGGUGGAGACAGCCGCAUCGUCUUCCGGAAGAACUUUGCCAAAUACGAACUGUUCAAGAGCACUCCACACUCCCUAUUCCCAGAAAAGAUGGUCUCUAGCUGUCUGGAUGCACAUACAGGCAUAUCCCAUGAGGACGUCAUCCAGAACUUCCUGAAUGCAGGCAGCUUCCCAGAGAUCCAGGGCUUCCUGCACCUCCGGGGGUCAGGGCGCAAGCUUUGGAAACGUUUUUUUUGCUUCCUGCGCCGCUCUGGCCUAUAUUACUCCACCAAGGGCACUUCCAAGGAUCCGAGGCACCUGCAGUACGUAGCAGAUGUGAACGAGUCCAAUGUGUACGUGGUGACCCAGGGCCGCAAGUUCUACGGGAUGCCCACAGACUUUGGCUUCUGUAUCAAGCCAAACAAGCUUCGAAAUGGCCACAAGGGGCUUCGCCUCUUCUGCACUGAGGACGAGCAGAGCCGUAGCUGCUGGUUGGCCGCCUUCCGCCUCUUCAAGUUUGGGGUACAGCUGUAUAAGAAUUACCAGCAGACCCUGUGCCGCCACCUGUGCCCACCCUCUGGGGGCUCCCCACCCUUGAGGAGUGUCUCAGACAACACCCUGGUGGCCAUGGACUUCUCCGGCCAUGCCGGGCGUGUCAUUGAGAACCCCCGGGAAGCUCUGAGCGCCGCCCUGGAGGAGGCCCAGGCCUGGCGGAAGAAGACGAACCACCGUCUCAGCCUGCCCACCCCCAGCUCGGGCACGAGCCUCAGUGCAGCCAUCCACCGCACCCAACCCUGGUUCCAUGGACGCAUUUCUCGCGAGGAGAGCCAGCGGCUCAUCAGGCAGCAGGGCCUGGUUGACGGCCUGUUCCUGGUCCGAGAGAGUCAGCGGAACCCACAGGGCUUUGUACUGUCUCUGUGCCACGCGCAGAAAGUCAAGCAUUACCUUAUCCUGCCGAGCGAGGAGGAGGGGCGCCUAUACUUCAGCAUGGACGAGGGCCAGACCCGCUUCACCGACCUGCUGCAGCUCGUGGAGUUCCACCAGCUGAACCGCGGCAUCCUGCCCUGCCUGCUGCGAUACUGCUGCACCCGCGUGGCCCUCUGACCACCGCGCGGGCCGGUGACAUCUCGGCCCACCCCAGGCUGCCCCCCUCCUCCGGAGCUGCCCGCCCCGGAGCGGACUCAGAGCGGGCAGGAGGUGAGGCCGGGAUCAUCAUGAAUGGCUGGGGGCUCCUCUACUCUGGUUUUCUCCUCUGCUCCUUGCCUCCCUCAGGCAGAAGGUGCUCCCCGCCCAGUCUACCCUCAACUUCUCCUUCACGGAAGGCACUGGCGUGGCCCCCUCCCCUUCACGGAGCUCCUGGGUGCUGCUCAGGGACCGGACACUAUGGGAGAAAUGGGGGCAGCCAGGUGGUCUUUACACCCCACAUUUUGUACAGACUGAGAGGCCAGUUGAUCUGUUUUAUACUAGUAACAAUAAAGAUUAUUUUUUGGUA
This is a messenger RNA of Cervus elaphus (red deer), 2187 nucleotides long. RefSeq names its product growth factor receptor bound protein 7 (gene GRB7). Bases 201 to 1799 code for a protein of 532 amino acids. NCBI's taxonomy places the organism in Eukaryota, Metazoa, Chordata, Mammalia, Artiodactyla, Cervidae. The record is from RefSeq and is a predicted model, not a curated record. The transcript is spliced from 15 exons. Gene Ontology annotation, biological process: signal transduction.